AUGGCGUCCUGGUUCCUCGGCCUGUGGAGUAUUCUCUCCGCAGUCUUCGGUAUGAUGCUUGAUGUUGCCCAGUUCUGGAAACAGAAAUUGUUCUCAUGGUGGAAAUCAAAGUCCCCCAAAACUCGGCUGUUCUACACUCUGGCCACGGCGCAGAGCUAUGAGCAAUGGGAAGAAGCUGCGUUUGAGCUGGAUGAACUUUUGAGCAAGGACUUAUGGCGCCAGAAUCCAGUCAGUCGACACUAUGACUACAGACUCAUCCUCGGGCGGUUGGAAGCACUAAUGAGUGCCCGCGAAGGCGAGGACAUCCUCACACUGGCCAAUCUACUUCGCUCCGGGCUCUUGCGCAAUCUGGGCAAUAUCACAUCCACAAAGUUAUUCACGCAUGCCUAUGCCGGAACGAAACUCCUGAUUGAUGACUAUAUCACGCAAGUCGCGCUGUCAAUCCAGUACGUGGCCUCGCUGCAACCGGCGCCCAUGCAGACGAGCGGGUUCACGUCGCAGGCAAAAUUGGAGCUGCUGCACGAUACUCGCCAGGCGUUUGGACGCACGACUCUACUGUUGCAGGGCGGGUCGGCUUUUGGGCUGUGCCAUCUCGGCGUUGUCAAGGCAUUGCACUUACAGGGUCUUCUACCGCGGAUUAUCACUGGUACCGCGACGGGGGCAAUGAUUGCAGCAAUGGUGGGUAUUCAUCCCGAAAGUGAACUGCUUGCGUUGUUGGAAGGCGAGACGAUUGAUUUAUCGGCUUUUGAUCAACGGCGGAAAGAACAUGCGGAGGAGAGUUGGGUGUGGACUUUUGUCCGGCGGAUGAAGCGAUUGCUUCGGAAGGGACAUUUGUAUGAUAUGGAGCUGUUGGAGGAAUGUGUUCGGGCUAAUGUGGGUGACUUGACCUUUGAAGAGGCGUAUGCUCGGUCCAAGCGGAUUUUGAAUAUUACGAUUGCCACGGCUGGUAAGACUGGGACGCCGAAUCUGCUUAAUUAUCUGACUGCACCGAAUGUGCUGAUCUGGUCCGCCGCGGCGGCUUCCAAUGCCUCGUCCGCCACUACACUCUCUUCACCAGUCACGAUUUACUGCAAAGAUGAAACGGGCUCAAUCGUCCCCUGGCCACACACAAAGGAAGCAGUCUUCCAACCAUGGAGACACGUCACAUACGGCGACGGCGAGUCCCCGCUCUCCCGAAUCGCGGAACUCUUCAACGUCAACCACUUCAUCGUCUCCCAAGCCCGUCCCUACCUAAUCCCAUUCCUACGCUCCGAACUUAACCUCCUCGACCGCCACCAAACAGGCUGGAGCAAUAUAUCCCGUUCUAUGAUGCGACUCGCCUUAGUUGAACUACGCCACCGACUCCGCCAACUUGAUUACAUCGGUUUCCUCCCUGCCUCGGCGAGCCGGCUUCUAAUCGACGAAACUAUCCCGGGCCCUAACCUGGCUCUCGUCCCGGAUCUAUCUAUCAACGACUUAGCCAAGCUCUUCCAACAACCUACCCGCGCACGGGUAGCAGAGUGGACACUGAAAGGUGAACGAGGCGUCUGGCCCGCGAUCAGUGCCCUAAAAGUCCGCGAGGCAAUUGAGAUCGAAUUGGAUCGGGGAUACCAGCUCGUUCGUCGCCGGCGACCGAGCGAUGCAGCUCUCCCCACGCCUCGACAUUUCCCUAAAGAGGCAGCUGCCCGUCAACGACGCGGGUGCAGUGAGAAUGAUUUUGAGAACGGUAUACUUGGUGAUGGGAAGUAA
Messenger RNA from Penicillium cataractarum, 1728 nucleotides. Its product is annotated as triacylglycerol lipase family protein. Lineage: Eukaryota; Fungi; Ascomycota; Eurotiomycetes; Eurotiales; Aspergillaceae. The transcript is spliced from 4 exons. Gene Ontology annotation, molecular function: triacylglycerol lipase activity. The record is from RefSeq and is a predicted model, not a curated record. Gene Ontology annotation, biological process: lipid metabolic process. The coding region runs from base 1 to 1728 and encodes 575 amino acids.